AUGGGUUCCCUUCGUUCAUUUCUGCGCUUGGCCGGGCUAUGUACUGCACACAACUUAGCUGCAUGCGAAGGUGAUUUGACCUUGCCAUCAAAGUUCCUACAAUAUCCGAGGUCUGCCCUCUCAUUGCCUUUGAAGAAUGAGCAACUUAGAACUAUGGGCACGGCGCCAACAGCAUCAACUGUACCUUUGACGUAUGUGGAGGUCGAAUUCAAGUCGACUGCAGAUCCAAGCAAGAGUGUGGUGGUGCCGAGAGCAUUGGUGGACACUGGCUCAUCAGAUUGCGAGUUGCGGGAGGGCUUUUUCCAGAAGAUCCAGCCGCUCCGAAGCAUUCAGCAGGGAGUCCUGUACGAGACCGUCACAGGAGCUGAGGCUUAUGACGUCUACGAGGUUGAGAUCUCCAUUUUGGGGAAGAGAGGAGUUGCCGCCUUGACCUUGGUGCCGGAGUCCCGCUUCUCCCCUGAUGCAGAGGACGCGUGCACUGAUGAUGCAAUCGUUGGACACAUGGCCUUGGCCGCUUUGGGCUUGUUGGUGGAUCCUGCUCAUCAGCGAGUCUUGAGGCCUGAAGACUUGAGAAGUCCAGAGCUUUGA
Molecule: messenger RNA, 588 nt
Organism: Cladocopium goreaui
Lineage: Eukaryota; Dinophyceae; Suessiales; Symbiodiniaceae
Source: the annotation of a GenBank genome assembly